AUGGAGCCGGCAAAAGCUGCCCUUGAUGAGGAAAGAGGCAAAAGACAAGAUGUCGAGAAGGCCACCCAAGUGGCGAAUGAGAAGAUUCAUCCAGUUGUCGUAGAGAACCAUCGAGAUGCCGAGAGUAGUCGGGAGUGGAAUCCUCUGCGGAGGAGCUGGAAGAAGAAUGGGGUCUUUUCCCCUUCUUUAAAGUUCAUCGGGGGGGAGGAAACCAUCAUUCUUCAAAAUCGACAUGUCGAGUAUGCUAAGAAUUGGCACGACAUGAGUGCCAGAGAGGUUGAGAAUUGGCAUAGGGGGAGUGCCAAGAUUAUUGACAAGGAGAAGGAGGUCGCCAGCUGUGCCGUCAUGGCACAGGCAUCGGGUCCUCCGACCGCUACAGGGACAAUUGAUACUGUCGCUGCUCCACAGUCUACUGCAAAUUGUGAACAGCUACUAUUAGAGUCUUCACCUGUUGCUCCAGGGCAGCAAAUUAUUGCUAAUAAGAUUGCCGAUAGAAGUAAUGGGGAUACAGCACUGGACUCUUACAAUCGUUAUAAGGAAGAUGUAAAAAUUGUGAAGGAGCUGGGACUAGAUGCCUACAGGUUCUCUAUCUCUUGGCCAAGAAUCCUACCAAAUGGAAGUCUAAGCGGGGGAGUUAACAAUGAGGGUGUCAAGUAUUACAACAACCUCAUCAACGAGCUUAUAUCCAAUGGCUUGAAGCCCUUUGUGACUAUCUUCCAUUGGGACUUGCCUCAAAGCCUAGAAGACCAAUAUGGCGGUUUCUUAAAUUCUCAUAUCAUAAACGACUACCUUGACUUCGCAGAGGUUUGCUUCAAGGAGUUUGGAGACCGUGUCAAGCACUGGAUCACCUUCAACGAGCCACUUAUUUUCUCGACUAUGGGCUAUGCAUCCGGCACCUUAGCACCAGGGCGUUGUACUCCUGGGACUGUUGGCAAUUGCCCCAUUGGGGACUCGAGCAGGGAACCUUAUAUUGUGGGGCAUAACAUCCUGCUUGCCCAUGCUGCUGCAGUGAAGUUAUACAGAAAUAAAUAUCAGGGGUCUCAGAUGGGCAAAAUAGGUAUAACCCUGGCUACUCAGUGGUAUGAGCCAAUGUAUGGUACCAAGUCUAAUUAUGAUGCGGUAGAGCGAGCUCUAGAUUUCUCAUAUGGAUGGUUCAUGGACCCCUUAACUCAAGGUGAUUACCCUUUCAGCAUGAGGGCGCUUGUUGGAGAUCGGUUACCCAAGUUCACUAAAGAGCAAUCAGCAUUGGUUAAAGGAUCAUUCGAUUUUGUUGGCCUUAAUUACUACACAGCAAGCUACGUAUAUAGCGCUCCGAUAUCUAACGGUGCCACCAAAAAUUACUACGCAGAUUCCUACACUAACACGACUGGAGUACGUGAUGGAAUCCCCAUUGGUCCGGCGGUAAUUUGGCUCUUCAUCUACCCAAAAGGAAUAAGAGAUAUCUUGCUGUACACGAAGACCAAGUACAACAACCCAGUCAUCUACAUCACCGAGAAUGGGGUCGCAGAGGCCAACAAUGAAACGUUAUCACUCCAGGAAGCGCUCAAGGAUGAUACGAGGAUAUACUACUACCGUAAGCAUCUGCUAUACGUACAAAAAGCUAUUAGGGGUGGAGUAGAUGUUAGAGGAUACUUUGCGUGGACUUUGUUGGAUGACUUCGAGUGGAACUCCGGCUACACAAUUCGGUUUGGCAUCCACUAUGUGGACUACAAAGAUGGCUUGAAGAGAUACCCCAAGAAAUCCGCCUAUUGGUUUCGCAAGUUCCUCAAAAGAACAUAGAAUUGUCCAUGGUUACAUAAAUCCUAUUUCAUAUUGUUGUCUUUUUCCUCAUUAGGAGUGCCAUAAGAUCAUUGAUGCUGCAACAAAGUGUAUGCUGGGUUUCUCCAUCUUGAAAGAUGUCAAUGUUUGCUGUUCAAUAAACUAAUUUAAGCAUGAGAGCGUUUGAAAUAAAACCGUCUU
Elaeis guineensis (African oil palm) is the source of this 1959-nucleotide messenger RNA. The record is from RefSeq and is a predicted model, not a curated record. Lineage: Eukaryota; Viridiplantae; Streptophyta; Magnoliopsida; Arecales; Arecaceae.